This is a messenger RNA of Striga asiatica, 489 nucleotides long. The record is from the annotation of a GenBank genome assembly. Lineage: Eukaryota; Viridiplantae; Streptophyta; Magnoliopsida; Lamiales; Orobanchaceae.
AUGCCGGAUCAAUGGUCAAUGAUUUAUAUUACUGGCGGGAUGCACAGAGAAAAGAAAAAGGAACGAUUCCUUAUCCCUUCUUCGAGACUAAUCAAGAAAAUCAAGCAAGCGUUAUCAAUUCCCGUUAUGGCGAAAACUAGGGUUGGCCAUUUCGUCGAGGCGCAGAUCCUGGAGUCGAUCGGCUCCGAUUACAUCGACGAGAGCGAGACCCUAGCCGUCGCCGGCGAGGACCAUUUCAUCAACAAGCAAAAUUUCGGCGCCGCGUUCGUCUGCGAUUAUCGGGAUCUGGGCGAGGCUCUGAGGAGGAUUAAAGCGCCUUAUGAUAUUGUAGCCCAAACUAAGCAAAUGGGCCGCUUGCCGGUGGUCCAUUUUGCCGCCGGUGGAAUUGUGACGCCGGCGGAUGCUGCACUUGUGAUGCAAUUGGGCUGUGAUGGGGUUUUCUUGGGCCCGGAGGUUUUUUUUACAGUUGUGAAGGUGUGUGAGGUGUAA